Molecule: messenger RNA, 2284 nt
Organism: Eremomyces bilateralis CBS 781.70
Lineage: Eukaryota; Fungi; Ascomycota; Dothideomycetes; Eremomycetales; Eremomycetaceae
Product: MFS general substrate transporter
Exons: 7
Coding region: 360-1907 (515 amino acids)
Biological process (GO): transmembrane transport
Cellular component (GO): membrane
Molecular function (GO): transmembrane transporter activity
Source: RefSeq, a predicted model, not a curated record
CAGCCUCAGGUGCUUUCUGAUAAGGCAUCCUACAGCCAGUCUUUCUAUCCCCUCAUGAUCUUUCAGAGUCAACGUCCUUUGUUGUGCGGCCAAGGCCAUCUUAGUCAAUUCAUGACUGAUUGUUGGAUCGAUCCGUGGGAUAUCCCCCCCACUGCGGCAUCAUGCGCGCUCUGUGGCUGGUAUCACGACACGCCACAGCAAUGCCCAGACGGUCUGGCCCAGCUUAUGCCUCUGCGUAUCGACCUUGGCGAGCAAACGACGGAAGCUAUAAGGAGGGGAAAGAUUCGGCUACAGUUGGUUUGUGUAUCCAAGCGGAAUUUUUCCUCAAUUGAACUGGAGAGACACUUUCGUCAGCAACAAUGGUCGGCGUAGAUCUCAAAUCUGCCAAUCCGGACGAGUACCCUGCUCCCAGGGAUGAUGAGUUGCCCCUUGCAGUACAUGUCGACUGGACGAAGGAGGAGGAGGGGAGGGCGAAGCGGAAGCUAGAUUGCAUUAUUAUGCCUCUGCUCACUCUUGGAUUCUUCUGUCUACAGCUCGACAGAGGAAACAUUGCGAACGCUAUCACGGACAACUUCAUGAAAGAUAUCGGCGUCACGCAGAACCAAUUCAAUGUGGGCCAACAAAUGCUCUCCCUGGGCAUCGUGCUUUUCGAAAUCCCAUCCAACAUGAUUCUUUAUCGAGUCGGCCCCGGCAAAUGGCUCACACUUCAGUUGUUCCUCUUCGGCACCGUCAGCACCUUCCAAGCAUUCCAGCGUAGCUAUGGCUCCUUCAUUGCGACUCGGUUCAUCCUUGGAAUGACGGAGUCGGGAUUUAUCCCUGGUGGACUUUGGACGCUCUCGACCUGGUACACCCGAAAGGAGACAGCGAAGCGAAUCAUGAUCUUCUACUUCGGCAACCAGCUCGGCCAAGCGUCAGCGAAGCUCCUUGCAUAUGCCAUCCUUCAUAUGCGAGGCGUUGGUGGACGACCUGGUUGGUUCUGGCUCUUUGUCCUGAUGGGGGGAUUCACGAUCUUCAGUGGAUUUAUUCUUGGAUUCCUCCUCCCUGACUCGUUCAAGAACCCGAGCAGCACUUUUAUCCCUCGCUAUUCCCUGUUCACCAAGAGGGAGCUACAUAUUCUCCGCACUCGUGUUCAACUCGAUGACCCCAUGAAAGGCAAAAAGAAGAAGACCAUCGGACUGAGUGCGUUCAAGAAAGCUUUCACCCACUGGCGGAUGUGGGUUCAUCUGUUCAUUACAUUGUGCAACAACGGCCCUCAGCGUGCCUUUGAUACCUACGCUCCAUCGCUGGUCUCUGGCUUUGGCUUCCCUGCCCUCACGAGUAACGCGAUGGCCUCCGUUGGUCUAUUCGUCCAAGUUCCGGUAUCCUUCGCCUUCAGCUAUAUUUCCGAUCACUUCAAUCGACGAGGAGAAACGGUCAUGCUUGGCUUCGGCUGCCAUCUACUAGGCUACGUCUUCAAUCGUAUCUUCACCGAAUUCAACAACCGCCAGGGGGUCAAAUACUUCGGCGUGGUUUGGACGCAGAUCUUUGGGACAUUCUCUCACCCGCUCAACAUUACCUGGAUGUCUCUCACCUGUACUGAUUCGGAAGAGCGAGCGCUUGCUAUGGCCAUGGUGAUCAUGGGUGCCAAUAUCGCUGGUAUCUACGGCGCGCAGAUCUUCCGUUCCGAGGACAAACCCAAGUACCGCCGAGGCUUCAGCAUCAACAUCGGUGUCCUAUCAGCCGGCUUGACUCUCGCCGCCAUCAGAUACAUUGAUGAUCAUUUCCGUCGUCGUCGGAACACUACUCAGCUGCAGCCUGAACCACUGACGACGGAGGGCGAGUAUGUCGACGAGAAGAAAUCGGUCAGUCCUUCUCCGGGCCAACCGCAAACUGUCUUGCUUGGCAAUGGAAAGACUGCUCUAAGGUAGGUUGCUGCUUGGAUAUCAAGUCGAUAUAUCAAGUUCGCUCGUGCGUACAUGGGACGGAGACAAUAUAGGUACUCUUGGACCAUCAUUGUGGCGAGACACGAACAGAUGGAAACAAUAUGUAUCUCACAAUCUUUUCGAUAGUUCCUCUAUACAACAUUGUUGAGAAACGUCCCGUCUAUGGCCCAUCGGACAAUAAAAGUAGUCAAGCUAAUCAAUUCCUUCCGGGGUGGAAAAGAUCGAUCGUGAAUUUCAGGACCACCCAGCUGCCCUCCGUCUUCGCUAGAGUCACGGAAAUUCCAGUGGCCUUUGUCUAAGUUUUCCUUCUCUUCGACUAGGCCUUCCCCGGAACGAGGUUGAUAACGGGAUUGCUAUUGCGU